This is a messenger RNA of Coffea eugenioides, 867 nucleotides long. Its product is annotated as protein C2-DOMAIN ABA-RELATED 2-like. The transcript is spliced from 3 exons. Lineage: Eukaryota; Viridiplantae; Streptophyta; Magnoliopsida; Gentianales; Rubiaceae. The record is from RefSeq and is a predicted model, not a curated record. The coding region runs from base 191 to 688 and encodes 165 amino acids.
GAUAACACAUUAGCCCUGCGAAUCAAUUAUCCCAUCUCUCUUUUUCUCAGUACUCUCUCUCUCUCUCUCUCCCUUCAAUUUCAAGCUGACCCCGAUUUUCCCUUGUCUUCCACGAUCAAUCAAGUCUGAUAAUCUUUUUCCCCUAUUGAUUCAUUUUAGUAGUAGUUUCCUGGCUUAUGCAACGGAAAAGAUGGAGAACUUACUGGGACUUUUGAGAAUUCAUGUCAUCCGAGGUGUUAACCUUGCCAUAAGAGACGUUAGAAGCAGUGAUCCUUAUAUUAUCGUCAGGAUGGGCAAACAGAAAUUGAAGACGCGUGUGGUGAGGAAAAAUGUAAAUCCUGAGUGGAAUGAAGACCUUACACUAUCAAUUGCAGAUCCAAGCAUCCCAAUCAAGCUACAAGUUUUUGACAAGGAUACAUUCAGUCUUGAUGACAAAAUGGGAGAUGCAGAGUUUGACAUUGGACCGUUCAUUGAGGCUGUAAGGAUGCGGUUAGAGAACAUCCCCAGUGGAACUGUUAUCACCAAUGUAAAACCAAGUAGGCAAAAUUGCCUUGCUGAAGACAGCAGUAUUGUUUGGGAAAAUGGAAAAGUUAAGCAACAUAUGUUUCUUAGACUGCGAAAUGUUGAGCGGGGUGAAGUGGAGCUUCAGUUGGAGUGGAUAGAUGUUCCUGGCUCCAGAGGUCUGUAAUUGCCUGGCUGUGUCACAUCCCGUGGUGUACAGUCAAGAGUUGUGGUGUCGUAAAAUGAUGCAAAAAUAAGGUCCUCAUUUUACUCCUGUUGUUCAUUCGCUUUUGUAAAAUGGAGCCAGAAAAUUUUGUGAUAUAUACCUGGUAUUUUAUGAUUUUAAUGAAGUAUGUGAGAAAGCAA